AUGGGCUCUUCAACUUCAAAGUUGAAAUACCCUCAUUUAGUAGCAUCAAAAUUUCCAAUCAACGAUGAUGGUGAAACUAUUACUUUGAGCGAUGGUAGAUUAUUGGGAUAUAAAGAAUACAAAUUUUCCCACACGCUUACUGACAAUACUAUAUAUCUACGCAAUCAAGAAUUUGUGAUUUUUUUAAUACCCGGAUUACCUGGUUCAAGAUUUUUUACUCAUCCUUCAAUACUAUCAAAAACUGACGAUGAGGAUAUUAUUAUUAAUGAGAAUGAGAACAAAGCGUUAAUAAGAUUAUUUGUAUUAGAACGACCAGGAAUUGGACUUUCGACAUUUGCUAAAAGAAAUUUUAUCGAUUUUGCUAAUGACAUAAAAGAAUUUUGUAAACCAGAUGAUAAUGAGGAUUGUCCUACACUUAGUAAAGCUGCAUUUAUUAGUUCUGUUGCUCCAUAUCAUGCUACAAAUGCGACAAAAGCCAUGGAUUGGAGACUUAAAUUUGCUUGGUGGUUAACUAAAAAUAGUCCUAGUAUAUUGUCAAUUAUAGUACGUCUUGAAGCAAAAUCUGCAUUAAGUAAUCCAAUAAAGGCAUCUUCUGAAAUUCAAAUACUCGGUCCACCAGCGGAUAAGGAAGUGUACAACUUAUAUCCUGAAAUUGAAGAAUUAUUUGUUAAAAGUAUUUUAGAAUUGUAUUCUAGAGGCCAAGAAGAAACUGAAUGUUGGGAAUAUAGCUUAUGGGGAAAGGAUUGGGGAUUUAAUUUAAGUGAUAUUGGGAAAGGAAAAGAUGGAAAAAGAGGUGUUAAAUGUAAAGUUUGGCAUGGUGAAGAAGAUUAUGGAUCUACUGCUGCUAUGGGUAAAUAUAUUGCUGAUCAAAUUGAUGGAUGUGAAUCUUGUUUUGUUGAAAAGUUGGGACAUAUGGUAUAUUUUACUGCUUGGGAUGAGAUUAUUGAUUGGUGUAUUGUCGAUCAAUAA
This is a messenger RNA of Dentiscutata heterogama, 969 nucleotides long. The record is from the annotation of a GenBank genome assembly. NCBI's taxonomy places the organism in Eukaryota, Fungi, Glomeromycota, Glomeromycetes, Diversisporales, Gigasporaceae.